AUGGCUAUCAACGAGGAGAUUGCCAAUGGUGGCGAGCUGCCAAGGAGAUACGUACGUAUUCCAGACAUGUUCGCGUCAAUCAUGUCGUUUGCGCCGCGGAUCAACCCACAUUACCACAAGGUCAAACCCGAAGCUGAGAAGUGGGCGGUCAGCGUCCUCGGUUUGGAUGAAGAAGAGGCAAUCCGGGUGUCGAAAGCGGACUUUACGUACCUGGCUGCCAUGUGGGUUCCAGAUGGCGACGAAGAGGGGCUGCGUGUGGUCACGGACUGGUUGCAUUGGGUCUUCUACUUUGACGACCAGUUCGACGAAGGCGACCUGAAGGACGAUCCCGAAGCAGCCAAGGCAGAGGUGUUGGCUACCCUUGCAACGAUGGACGAGGGUCAUCCAGUGGUCUCGGCGAGCGAGAACGCGCUGAGAUACGUGUUCCAGUACUCUUGGUUCUGUUUUCAAAAGAGGGCAUCGCCAGGCCUCCAGAAGCGAUACAAGGAGUCGAUGAAAGACUACUGCGACGGGUUGUUGAGACAAGUCGACGUCAUAUCCGAGUCGAUGACGAUAGGCGUUGAGGAGUUCAUGGACUUUCGAAGAAGCUCCAUUGCCGUGUACCCUUCUCUUGAAUUGAUGGAGUAUGCACAGGGCAUCGAGCUACCACUGCACGUAUUCAAGAACAGAGCUGUGACUGAUCUGCGGCGCAUCUCGUCGGACAUUUCAUGCUUGCAAAACGACGUUCUCUCGUACCGGAAGGAUUUGGCACUGGGAGUCGAACACAACAUCAUCCAUGUGUACCGGAAGCAAGGUCUCUCAGAGCAGCAGGCUGUCGAUGCUGUCGAAGAAAUGUUCAGUGGCUUGUACAAGGGCUGGUACCUCGCACUUUCCGAGCUGCCUUCUUGGGGCGAGCAGAUAGAUCGGGAGAUGCUCAAGUACAUCGACGGCUGUCGUCACCUUGCCAUCGGCAACAUCUAUUGGAGUUUCAUGACGGGCCGUUAUCUUGGAAGUGAAGGGGAGACUGUACGAAAGACUCGCAUGAUGGCGCUCCCGUGA
This is a messenger RNA of Lasiodiplodia theobromae, 1038 nucleotides long. Its product is annotated as Terpene synthase metal binding domain protein. NCBI's taxonomy places the organism in Eukaryota, Fungi, Ascomycota, Dothideomycetes, Botryosphaeriales, Botryosphaeriaceae. Bases 1 to 1038 code for a protein of 345 amino acids. The transcript has 5 exons. The record is from RefSeq and is a predicted model, not a curated record.